Messenger RNA from Brassica napus (rape), 1546 nucleotides. Its product is annotated as lipid droplet phospholipase 1. The coding region runs from base 203 to 1339 and encodes 378 amino acids. The record is from RefSeq and is a predicted model, not a curated record. The transcript is spliced from 10 exons. NCBI's taxonomy places the organism in Eukaryota, Viridiplantae, Streptophyta, Magnoliopsida, Brassicales, Brassicaceae.
AAAAGGUAUGUGUAAGAAUAGAAAUGUCAAUGGCGUUUCAACGACGACAGCGCUCCUGCGGAGACCGUCCUAACGACUGAAACAUCUUCUCCAAACAUGUCUAAAGUAUAAAACCCACGUUUAUUAGACCUCGAAUUAUCCUAAAGUGUCGUCCUUUACUUAACCCGCAUCGAAAGUUUCCAUCUUUUUUCGUUUACUAAUCAUGGAGGUGGAAGAAGAUAGCAAGAUUCCUGGGAUUGUAGAAGAAAAUGGGCAUGGUGGAAGUGAUCUGACGAAGAAGAAGAAGUAUUGGAUGGGUUGUCUUAGAGCUGAAUCUGACGAGAGUGGUAACGUUGAUUUGAGUGUUGAUUUCCCUGGGGAACGCGCUGAGCCUACUCAUCUAGUCGUCAUGGUCAACGGUCUCAUCGGAAGUGCUCAGAACUGGAGAUUUGCUGCUAAGCAGAUGCUUAAGAAGUAUCCUCAGGAUCUCAUCGUUCACUGCAGUAGACGGAACCAUUCUACACAGACGUUUGAUGGAGUUGAUGUUAUGGGUCAAAGAUUAGCAGAAGAGGUUAGGAUGGUGAUCAAACGUCACCCAAGUCUUCAGAAGAUUUCCUUUGUGGGACAUUCUUUAGGUGGCUUGAUUGCUAGGUAUGCAGUUGCCUGUCUUUAUGAGCAAGAUCUUCCACAAAACAGUGAGGAACCAAAAGAGAGAAUCGGUGGAUUGGAGCCUGUGUGUUUUAUAACUUCUGCAACGCCACACCUUGGUUCAAGAGGACAUAAGCAGGUCCCAUUGUUCUCUGGAUCUCACACUUUGGAGAAGUUAGCUACGCGUAUGUCAUGGUGUCUUGGUAAAACGGGGAAACAUCUUUUCUUAGCUGAUGGUGAUGAUGAUGGGAAGCCUCCCUUACUCCUCCGUAUGGUUAGUGACCGUAGAAACCUUAAAUUCAUUUCUGCUUUGAGGUGCUUCAAGCGGCGUAUUGCUUAUGCAAACACAAGCUUUGACCACCUAGUAGGCUGGAGCACAUCGUCUAUCAGGCGACGCAGCGAGCUUCCUAAGCUUCAACGCGGUCCAGUCAACGAGAAGUAUCCUCACAUUGUAAACGUUGAAGCACCAGGUACUUCAAGUAACCAUGAGGAAGUUCAAUCAGAGACCAACUCAAACGAGUCCAAGAAUUUUGAUAUGGAAGAGGAGAUGAUAAGAGAGCUAACAAAAAUGAAGUGGGAACGAGUUGAUGUUAGUUUCAGAGGAACCGUACAAAGAUUUCUCGCUCACAAUACCAUUCAGGUGAAAACGAAGAUGAUCAAUUCAGCUGGAGCAGAUGUUAUACAACACAUGAUUGACAAUUUUGAGCCAUAGUGUAUCUGAAGAUUGCAGCACGUCCCUCACAAGGGGAGAUAUACAUACCUCUCUGUAAAACUAUAGGAGUAAUAAAUUUUGUAUUCCCAUUCUGUAACCACUGAUCUUACAAUGCAACUUAAAACUAUAAAAGCCUCUGGAAAGGAACAACACUUCAACCUAUGAACUUGUUCGAGUUAUAAAACAAAUACAUGAACUUUAUAGUUA